This is a messenger RNA of Phyllotreta striolata, 2725 nucleotides long. NCBI's taxonomy places the organism in Eukaryota, Metazoa, Arthropoda, Insecta, Coleoptera, Chrysomelidae. The record is from the annotation of a GenBank genome assembly.
CUGUGAAAAAGCUACGUCAUUCUUUGUCAGUUUAACGAUCGUCAGCAUUUGGAGAAAAAACUGAAUUAGUUUCCGAAGUGAAUAAAUAUAUCUCUGGUUGGGUAGGGAAUAAAGUUCCAGUGUUAACUAUAAAUUUGUGUUAAAACCAUGGCUGAUAGCAAAAGCCCAGACGAUCUAGCGACUGCGAUCCUCCGCAAAAAGGACCGUCCGAACAGGCUUUUAGUCGAAGAAGCCGUUAACGAUGAUAAUUCCGUUGUGGCCCUGUCCCAGGCGAAAAUGGACGAACUGCAGCUCUUCAGAGGCGACACCGUUCUACUUAAGGGCAAGCGUCGAAAAGAAACUGUCUGCAUAGUCCUCUCCGACGAUAGUUGUAGUGACGAAAAGAUCCGCAUGAACAGAAACGUUCGGAAUAACUUAAGAGUCAGGCUGUCUGACGUCGUUUCUAUUCAGCCCUGCCCCGAUGUUAAGUACGGCAAAAGAAUCCACGUUCUUCCCAUAGAUGACACAGUAGAAGGACUUACAGGAAAUCUGUUUGAAGUGUAUCUGAAGCCGUAUUUCCUGGAGGCCUAUCGUCCCAUUCAUAAGGACGACGUUUUUAUCGUAAGGGGCGGCAUGAGAGCCGUUGAAUUUAAGGUAGUGGAAACCGAUCCGGCCCCUUACUGCAUAGUCGCGCCCGAUACGGUCAUCCAUUGCGACGGGGAUCCGAUCAAGCGCGAAGAAGAAGAGGAGGCCCUCAACGCUGUCGGCUACGAUGACAUCGGAGGUUGCAGAAAACAGCUGGCCCAGAUCAAAGAGAUGGUCGAGUUGCCGUUGAGACAUCCUAGUCUGUUUAAGGCUAUUGGUGUUAAGCCGCCUCGAGGUAUCCUCUUGUACGGUCCACCAGGUACUGGAAAAACUCUGAUAGCCAGAGCCGUCGCUAACGAAACCGGAGCUUUCUUCUUUUUGAUUAACGGUCCGGAAAUCAUGAGCAAGCUUGCAGGAGAAUCGGAGAGUAACCUGCGCAAAGCUUUCGAAGAGGCCGACAAGAACUCCCCGGCCAUCAUCUUCAUCGAUGAAUUGGAUGCUAUCGCACCGAAGAGAGAGAAAACGCACGGAGAGGUGGAGCGUCGCAUCGUUUCGCAAUUGCUUACUCUAAUGGACGGCAUGAAGAAGAGCUCGCACGUCAUCGUUAUGGCCGCCACGAACAGGCCGAACUCCAUCGAUCCCGCGCUACGUCGUUUCGGAAGGUUCGACAGGGAAAUCGACAUCGGCAUUCCGGACGCAACCGGUAGAUUAGAAGUGCUGAGAAUCCACACCAAGAACAUGAAGUUGGCCGACGACGUCGAUUUGGAGCAAAUCGCGGCCGAGACUCACGGUCACGUGGGCGCCGAUUUGGCUUCGCUCUGUUCGGAAGCGGCGCUUCAACAGAUCAGAGAAAAGAUGGACCUAAUCGAUCUCGAAGACGAUCAAAUAGACGCGGAGGUGCUCAAUUCGUUGGCCGUGACCAUGGAGAACUUCCGUUACGCUAUGACGAAGAGCAGCCCGAGCGCCCUGCGCGAAACCGUGGUCGAGGUGCCGAACGUCACAUGGGAAGAUAUCGGCGGUUUGGCGAACGUCAAGAAGGAAUUGCAGGAGCUGGUGCAAUAUCCGGUGGAGCAUCCCGAUAAGUUCCUCAAGUUCGGCAUGCAGCCGUCUAGGGGUGUGCUGUUUUACGGGCCGCCCGGUUGCGGUAAAACCCUAUUGGCCAAGGCCAUCGCUAACGAAUGUCAGGCAAACUUCAUUUCCGUCAAAGGACCGGAAUUGUUAACGAUGUGGUUCGGUGAAUCUGAAGCUAAUGUUAGAGACAUUUUCGAUAAGGCCAGAUCAGCAGCUCCUUGUGUACUUUUCUUCGAUGAGUUAGAUUCGAUCGCCAAGUCGAGAGGUGGAAAUGUGGGAGAUGCCGGCGGUGCCGCCGAUAGGGUGAUUAAUCAAAUUUUAACCGAAAUGGAUGGUAUGGGAGCGAAAAAGAACGUUUUCAUAAUCGGUGCUACAAAUAGACCAGAUAUCAUUGAUCCCGCUAUAUUACGUCCCGGCCGUUUGGAUCAAUUGAUCUACAUCCCGUUACCGGACGAAAAGUCCAGAGAAGCAAUCUUUAAAGCAAACUUAAGGAAAUCACCUGUAGCUAAAGACGUCGAUCUUACGUAUAUUGCCAAAGUUACACACGGUUUUUCGGGUGCCGAUUUAACAGAAAUAUGUCAAAGAGCUUGCAAACUCGCUAUAAGACAAAGCAUCGAAACUGAGAUUAGACGAGAACGUGAGAGAGCAUUGAAUCCCAACGUAGCAAUGGACCUGGAUGACGACGAUCCGGUUCCGGAAAUAACCAGGGCCCACUUUGAGGAGGCGAUGCGUUUCGCCAGACGCUCGGUUUCCGAUAACGACAUCAGAAAAUACGAAAUGUUUGCACAAACGCUACAACAAUCUCGAGGGUUCGGGACGAACUUCCGUUUCCCGACGGCCCAGGGCGGGCCGCAAGCCCCGGGAGGCACCGGCGGGGAUCAGGCCAACUUCCAAGAUGAUCCCGAAGACGACCUAUAUAGCUAAACAAUUUGGUUGGGGGCCCGAGCACCGAGUUUGAAGAAACUUUUUUUAUUUUGUAUUUAUUUACGAAUUCCUCAUACCGCUGGCAAUGUCACAUUGUCGGGGUAUAUUCAUAUGUUGUUUAAUAUAAUAGUUUUGGAAUAUAAUUACAAGUUUGUCUAAGAGAGUU